CACUAUUGCACCCCCCGUCACCCAACAUUCACAUUCACGAUUGCACCACCCUAACCCCUCUGACAAGGAUGCGAUGUGUCGUGUGCAGUUCGCCCCUGCAGAUUAUCCAUUCGCCUCUGGAUGCAGACGUACUACACCUUGGGGAGACGAGGGCGCAAAGCAGUUUUAGCUUGCAGGCAGCAGCAUGGGCAGUCUAGAAGAUCGCCUUCGAGCCUUGAGGAGCGCACACGCUUCGAAAGGUGCUGCUCAGACGCGCUCAUCGGGCUCAACCUCUGCUCCGCAGCCUCUAUGCUCGAAUGACGAGAGCAGCGCGCUCCACGCUGGAAAGAACGCGACGUCGGCAGAUGCUCACGGCAACGAGCUGAUGUCGCAGAGCAAGACGGGAGAUGGCAAUGAAGACGAGAUUGAGGCUUUGAUCCGACGCACGAGGGAGGAAGUCGAGCUGCGUCGACAGCAUGGAGUGGAGGUGGGUCAGGAUGAGGUCGAAGAUGAAGAUGAAGACGAAGAGGAAGCGGUCGAAGGUAUCAGCGCAUCAGAUGAGGAAUUUCAUCAGCUCGAGAGAGAGUCCAAAGCGUUGUCUAGCGAAGCUCAGCAAGCUGUCAACGAUCUCCGAUCUCAAGGCGUCUUGCUGAAGCCGUCGAAUGAAGCACCUCAAGCACCACAAGAGGCCCGGCCCGCCUCUGGAUCGGCCGGUGAGAAGCACACUGCGGGAGCAGCGUCUGCAGAAGGCUCAUCAGCUGCACUAGAAAGGAUGCAAAGACCUCUCCCAAUGCUAGAGCGCGGUCCCGCAAGCGAGAGAGAAGAAGCAAGUCACGACCAAGAGGGGGACUUGACUGGUCUCGAGGAUGAAUUGGCAGCUGCUAUGGCUUCAUCGCCAUCGCUGGGGUCCAUCAAAGCAAACUCAUCAAGCCACCUCUCGAAGCUUCCACAAGACAGUGCGCUACGUCAAGACACAGCGCCGGCAGAUCUCUUGCAGCGUUUUCAGGCCUUACGAACCAAGGUCAGCGCGCCUCUGGCGUCUUCGACGCCCUCUUCCACCGCCAAAGGUCCUACAUCCAACCCAGACCGAGCGCCCUCAGUCAAAGCAGCAUCAGGACCAUCUUGGAUAUUACCAGACGUACCGCAGGAUAUCUUCUCUGCGCUUCCUACCGUGCCUCGCGAUCCUCCUCCGGAUGCUACGUCUGAGGACGUGCACCUCAGACACGGCAUUGAUCCAGAAAGAGACCUGAGCAGCUUCUCCGCUCUUGCCAGACUCGACACGAAGAAGCUCUCUGCGCCUGGCACUGGGCCAAGCAAGGGUGCUGACAUCAAACAGUCAAAGCAAGGGAACGAAGAGGAGGAGGACAUGGAAGGCUGGUGUUGUAUAUGCAACGAGGAUGCCUCACUACAAUGCGUAGGAUGCGACUCUGAUCCCUACUGCAGCCAAUGCUGGGCGGAAGGUCAUGGCCGCAUGGACCGCGACGAACUGCGAGAGCACAAAACCGUGCCACUCGAACCGCGCUGGAAGCGCAACAAGCGUCGAGCUGUGAUGAGAUGAUCAGUCGCUCAAUUGCGUCAGACGACAAAAAGUACAACAUCGUUGAUGGUCAGGAGGCCGAUUAUAGAGUCG
Ceraceosorus guamensis is the source of this 1609-nucleotide messenger RNA. RefSeq lists its product as hypothetical. The coding region runs from base 185 to 1537 and encodes 450 amino acids. The transcript is spliced from 2 exons. The record is from RefSeq and is a predicted model, not a curated record. Lineage: Eukaryota; Fungi; Basidiomycota; Exobasidiomycetes; Ceraceosorales; Ceraceosoraceae.